Molecule: messenger RNA, 750 nt
Organism: Ziziphus jujuba (common jujube)
Lineage: Eukaryota; Viridiplantae; Streptophyta; Magnoliopsida; Rosales; Rhamnaceae
Exons: 3
Coding region: 1-750 (249 amino acids)
Source: RefSeq, a predicted model, not a curated record
AUGACUUCAAGAAUAUAUUUGGAUGCUGAAAACGUGAUCCACUUCACUCAAGGUCGACGAGGAGCAAGAUCAGACGAUCCUCAUAGUACCUGUCCAAAAUGCAGAGAUCAUGAUCAAUCAAGUGUUCAUGGUGUGGUCUAUUGUUGCAUAGAUUGUUUCGAUUCUGGUGCAGAUCAUCUCUAUCUCUUUGAAUAUGGUGUUAAUCCAGCUUUCAUCCUCGCCAAACUUGGAGGAGGUACAACUCUUGCCCUUGCUGACCAACCUGACGUUGUGCUGAACCAUGCACUUAAUUUCCUUACUAGCAGCGACUCCAAUAGCCACUACCGUUUCAUAAACAAUGGUAAAGACUUUGCAAUUUUAUGGAGUUUUAAGGUGAGAAAUAUAGUUACGUUUGACAUCGAGAGGGAAAACCUACAGCCUGGAGAUCAUAUCUACACAUGGACACGAGCCAAUACAAAAGACAAUGGUAACCUUCCUCUUCUUCUCCUCUUCCAAAGCACAGCUGCAACUUUUAUUGGUGUGGCAGCUACAUGUUCUGGGUUAUACUGUAUUUAUGGUUUUCGUUCUGACAUAGGAGCGCGUCUUAACAUUAUUAAAGUGGAUCAAGUAGAGACAUUGCUUGAUGUUGAUGAUAAGAACUUCUCUUCUGCUGCGUCUGGCGUCAGACCUAUUGAAUCCUUAAUUGACCUGUUCAUAGUAUUGCUGAUGACUCAUGUCAAUUUUCAGUUGCUAUUAACAGUACGAGUGUGA